GAGAAGACGAGGCGGCGGAGGCAGGCAAAGCCCCAGCCCCUCGCCUCAGGGGGGCUCGCUUGCCCUUUGGGAGCGCUUUUGGGCCGCUUGAUUUGUUUGUUUUCGUCUCUCUCCUUCCCGUACCCACCGCCCGUGGUCUGGCUGCUUCUCUCUCUCUCUCUCUCCGUCCCUCCCUCCCCCCGCCCCUCUUUCUUUAUUUUUGUGUAUAUAUCAGCCCUCUCCCGCCUUCUUCGUUUGGAUCUUCGUCCGGUUGCAUUUGGGGAGACUUAAGAGAGAAAGGGAGAAGGGGGGGGAACAGACUUUAUCUCUCCGUCUCCACACAUACACACAAACAUAAACCACCUAUCCAAACACAUCGAAAGAGAGAGCACAAAAAAAAGCAGCAGCAAAAGGGGAACGAGAAGUAGAUUGGGAAAGCCAGCGCAAAAGACGCCGAGAGAGCGAGAGAGAGAGAGAUCUGCCCAGCCAAAGAGGCAGAGUUGCGCGUUGGCGAUCGCUUGCCGGAUAUUUCCUCUCGCCUGCUGCCCCUUGUGCUCUCCCUCUCCGAGCGUAAAUCCAUCCUCCUCAGAGCACCGACACAGAAAGGAGACAGGCGCAAAAGUCUAUCCUUUGCAACUCCAACCAUGGUGGGAAGGGCUCAGCCCGAUCGGAGACAAUUCCCGUUGGUCCUACUGAGAUUGCUCUGCCUUCUCCCUACAGGGCUGCCGGUCCGCAGCGUGGAUUAUAACCGAGGCACCGACAACAUCACGGUGAGGCAGGGAGACACAGCCAUCCUCAGGUGUUUUAUAGAAGACAAAAGCUCCAAGGUGGCUUGGUUAAAUCGUUCUGGCAUCAUUUUUGCUGGUCAGGACAAGUGGUCCCUGGAUCCCCGAGUAGAGCUCCAGCAACUUUCUCUUCUGGAAUACAGCCUCCGGAUCCAGAAAGUGGACGUCUAUGAUGAAGGGUCAUAUACAUGCUCAGUACAAACAUUGCAUCAUCCCAAGACUUCCCAGGUUUAUUUGAUUGUUCAAGUUCCGCCAAAGAUCUCCAACAUCUCUUCAGAUGUCACUGUGAAUGAAGGCAGUAAUGUGACCCUGCUGUGUAUGGCAAACGGACGUCCUGAACCUGUCAUCACCUGGAGGCACCUCACCCCUACAGGCAGGGAAUUUGAAGGUGAGGAAGAGUUCCUGGAGAUCCUGGGGAUAACACGAGAGCAGUCAGGCAAGUAUGAAUGCAAGGCUGCAAACGAGGUUUCCACAGCAGAUGUCAAGCAAGUCCGAGUCACUGUGAAUUAUCCUCCAACUAUCACGGAAUCGAAGAGCAAUGAAUCUGCUACAGGACGACCAGUUUCACUUAAGUGUGCAGCCUCUGCUGUGCCUACGCCCGAUUUUGAGUGGUACAGAGAUGACACUAGGAUAAAUAAUGCCAAUGGUUUGGAGAUCAGGAGCACAGGGAGCCAGUCCUUCCUGACGGUGGCCAAUGUCACUGAAGAACAUUAUGGCAACUACACCUGUGUGGCUACCAACAAACUGGGAAUCACAAAUGCUAGCCUAUUUCUUUACAGACCUGGUACAGGGAUAGCAGGCAAUGGAUCAAUGUGUCUGGCCGUACCACUGUGGCUGUUGGCAGCGUCCCUGCUCUGCCUACUCAGCAAAUGUUAAUAACAUCCGAAUUUUAAAAAAGGGAAAAAAAUAAAAACCCAGCAACAACAAGAACAACACACAAAGCAAAACAAAACAAAAAAUGUCAUACAGGAGACAGAGCAAGAGAGAGAGGGGGGAGGGAAAGGACAGCUUCUUUCACAACUUUUGUGUGUACCACAAUGAAGGGGGGAAAUCUCAAUGAAGAAAAAUCAGCAACAUUAUUAUAACAAACUGUCAAGUCACUGACCAUCCAGGAGUAUGAGAGACCAGAUGGAUCACUCUAUGGAGGCUGGAUCCUACCAAGGAUGCUGAGAUACUGUAAAAAGAAAAUAUCAACAAUGAAAUUACUUUUAAUCUCUCCAUUCCCUCAUAUCAUUUUCUCCUUCCUUCCUUCCUUCCUGGAAAGAGAUGGCCUUUGCUUUGGUGUCAAUAGCCACUAUCUUUUGAUUGGCUUGCUAAUUUCUUAAACUGAUACUUCGCUUUUUCAGAUAUCUGGCAAUCAGUGAUGCAGAUUUCUCUUGUAUACUGGUGUCCCAUGAAGAAACGCCACAUGGCCCUUACCUAGCUGCUUCCCCUUUUAGGCUGUCCCAUGUAUUCCUGGGCACCCUUACCCCACAAUGCAUUGAUUAUACUAAAUCAUACCAAUUUUACUCACCUGCCCUCUUGUUCUUGCCAGCCCCUGGUCUCUCUUUCUCUCUUUCUCUCUCUCUUAUGUGUGUGUAUGUAUGUGUGUGUGCCAUUCUCUCUUUCUCUCUCUCCCCCCUCUCUCUAAAGCAUGCAAAGGGAGCAGUCCCUGUGUACAUAAAUUCAUCAAACUGUAGAUAAUGACUUGCAUUGUACAUGACGUUGAAAGUUUGCUUGGAUGUGGAUUCAGCCGUACCUAGGGCCAUAGAUCACUAAGCCUCAAGGAGGUCGCUAAAUUAUAUUAAUAUUUGAGGGUGUAGAGCUCUGGAAUGAGUGAUGUCUGGAAAAGAUUACACCUUAUAGUGCGGACAAAUGUUUGGAAACUAAAUUGUAACAAAAGAUCCCAUUGUCCAGAUGACACUGUCCACUGCUGAAUCUCUCAAGCAAGGGAGAUCUGCAAGUGUGGCUCAGCCAAAAACAAGCAAGCUCUAUGCAGGGUAUAACUGGUCCUAGAGAUAAAGAAGUGAGGAAAACGAAUGUUGAAUAGCACCCAGAAGGCUCAGUAGAAGGUAGAGAUUAACCUGGGUCCUGUUGUACAAGGCUAAAUUGGUGCCCUAGGAGUUCCAGGAGAUAGGCCACCAUAAGUCUGCUGUAGAAGGACACCAGUGGAUGGACCAGCCAUUAUGGCAUGUAGGCUGCACAUCUAGCUCUAUUGUAGCUCUGCUCCUUGAUCCUGGUCUUGCUCACUUGCAUAGUGGGCGCUCUUCUGUGUCUGGACUAAAAUGGACAGGGUCAAUGACAGGCAGUCCGAUCGUUGUGGGUUUCAUAGGCUUAUAGAAUGGUUUGGAGGAAUACCCACUGCAGAAAGCAGAUAGUACAAAGGGGGCACCUUAUUGGGUCCUUAUAUGAAGAGAAUAAGGGAACCGUUCUCCAUUAGCUUUUUUUUCCAUUUCCCAGCUGUUCUAAUGUUACCAACCCCUCUAACCCCUGAGCCAGACCAGUGUCCCAAAGGUAACUAUUUUCCUCAUCUGAUAAGGAGGUGGGAAAUACCUCUCCAGUCUCAGGAAGGUGUAUUAUACCCAACACCUUAGAAUGCAUAACCAUUCUAUGGAAAUAAAGCUCUGUAAUGAUAGCAAAUAAUGCUCCAUUUCAAUUUGAUACCCUUUAAAAAGCCAGCAAGGCAACUGGGAUGCAUCUAAGGUAUAGAACUUAGAAAAGCCAUCUCCCAAAUCCUGAACAGAGGACUACUUGCAAAAGGAAGAGAAAAGAGUUUCCAGUAAAAGUUAUGCCUCCAGUGAUAUCUCAUUUACCUAUUUUACAGUGUGGUUGGCUCCUGGUAUUCAUAGCAUAGAAACAAUUCAAGUGCAAGAGAUUAAUUGGACCCUCACUAAUAACUGCAGAUGGAGAUGGGGAUGGGAUAUUACGUCUCAAGCCAGGUAACAAAAGAGGGCCCUGUGUACAUUCCUAGUGUGAAGAAGAACUAUCUGUGUAAUAGACUCACUCGUUUGGUACUGAAAACUGGGCACAGGUGAAUCUAAACAAAUUAAUUUCACUCUCAUUUGCUAUGCUGGAUAUCUCAAAAAGGACAAGAUGAAUUAAUUAUGGCUACAUAUUCCUGGCCCAAAGCGGGUGCCUAUAUUUUUUGAAACUGCAAGCACAGCAUCUGUGAUACUGGCACAAUGAGAAAAUAAGCCCGAACUAUCAAAAAUGUCCUGGUCAUAUAGCUAUUAAAGGCAAAUGGGUAUCUUUCAGUGGGUAUUGUCAAACCGAGAGUUAAUAUACCAGGGUUUAGCCCCUAGCCACCAGUUUGGUUGGAUUUUUGGGUGCAUGUCAGUUGCACCAUCUCAGUUUGUCUGUAAAAAGCAUGGAUUCUUCUGAAAGCAACACCUGGUUUGGCAAGGUGGCUGGUUUUGUGUUGGAGAAUUGCUGGUUCUUCAUCUACAAGAGAUGUGGUGGGUCGGAUUCAGAAACUGUGUGAGGCAAAUCCACACUUAAAUGCUUUGGCUUCCCUUCCACUGAACUGACAACCAACAAAAAUCUCUUCUCACCCAGUUCUGCCAGCGGAUGUGUCAAUUGGGCAGGGGUGUGUGUGCUAAGCUGCAAUGCAAUCCCUAUAUUAGCGGAAGAGGUCACUUUAGGCUUGGAAAUAGAGAUGCAAAGUGUGUGUGUGUGUGUGCGCGCGCGCAUGCCUGCCCACGCACACAUUAAAUCCUUCCUUUUGUUAUAACAAGAACCAGUCCAUUGCAAAGAGCUCCCUGCAGCUCCAUGCCUGCACAGCAAGACAGUUCUCACCUUGAUCAACAGCACAGCAGCGUCCCCUCCUGCUGCUUUAGCCUUUUCUUUUUGCUGAAGUCUGCAGUUUUGAGCAGACUCUGGCAGUCAAUUAAGCAGGCAGCCAGGCUUCUCAGUACCAUCCUUCCAAGGAUUACAAUUUACUAUUGGACAGCUAGUAAAGGAUUACAGAACAAGAAGCAGAACA
Molecule: messenger RNA, 4725 nt
Organism: Elgaria multicarinata webbii
Lineage: Eukaryota; Metazoa; Chordata; Lepidosauria; Squamata; Anguidae
Gene: LSAMP
Product: limbic system associated membrane protein
Exons: 7
Coding region: 624-1640 (338 amino acids)
Source: RefSeq, a predicted model, not a curated record